Messenger RNA from Homalodisca vitripennis (glassy-winged sharpshooter), 1090 nucleotides. RefSeq names its product engulfment and cell motility protein 1-like. Bases 1 to 1053 code for a protein of 350 amino acids. Lineage: Eukaryota; Metazoa; Arthropoda; Insecta; Hemiptera; Cicadellidae. The record is from RefSeq and is a predicted model, not a curated record. The transcript is spliced from 8 exons.
AUGAACUCAGAAGUGUACAAAGACUAUAUUUAUAUGAACAUUAUCACAACAGAUUCUGUGAUUCCCCCAAAUCUAGCCCAUGUUCUGUAUGUUUACCAAAGUCUAAUACUCUCUCUGGCCAAGGAGAGAUACAGAAACAUCAUAAAAAGUGAGUCACUCAUGCCUGAUCUUGUCCCAUGCCUGAAAACCAACAAGAUGGACACAACAAUAAAGAAUGAAAUGGAAGCGGAGUUUUUCAAAUCAGGAAACAUACCAGAUAAUGGAGAAACAAACUAUUGUCCUCUUGUCUUCUUAACUGCCCUUCCUUUCUUUGAGGAAUUGUUUUCUAGAGCAAUAAACUUACUACACAAAACUAAGAGGGAAAUGAAGGCCAGAAGUUCAUCUGAUUUAGAGAAGAAAGAGCAACAAAAUUGUGUUUUUGACAAAAAAGUUCUCAUGCAGGGUGACUGCUCACAGAAAAUAUGGUAUAUCAAGUUCUUCAGCGACAGCUCAGUGAAGCCUUGGCAUCCCAGCCAACCACCUUUGAGCGACUGGAUGCAAAGCUUCAAUUUAUUAAGAACGGGACAGAAAUUUCCAGUGUGGAACUCUCAGAGAAAUCAGAGAGUGAAGAACAAGACAUGGUUUGCGUUCCUUACUCCAAACGAGAAGGUGAUCCAGUAUUACGAGAAUGAUGGGGAAGUCAAGCAGAUGAUGGUUGAGAAUAUUGCAGCCAUGCUCACUGGUAGAAGAUGUCCUCAUAUCAAGCAUUCCAAAUCUAGAGCAACUAAUGGAGAGUUGGGAUUUUCCUUGGUAGCAGAAGAUCCAUCUGUCAUAUCAUCUUUGGACUUCAUUGCUCCAACGCAGGAAAUAUAUGACCAUUGGACUGAUGCUAUCAACAUCCUGAUAGGAAGUGAGAUGAGGAGCUUGUCUAUGAAGCGAGACAUGAACUGCCUGUUGGAAAUGGAGUUGCGCCUUCGCCUGUUGGACACUGAUGGUAUAGACCUCCCACAUGAUCCUCCUCCCAUACCCCUUGAUCCACCAAACUAUGACUUCAGUCUCUCUCAACCGGAAUAAAUGAUAUAGUGAUGUAUAAAAUAUUUUUACUCUUUAA